Molecule: messenger RNA, 2592 nt
Organism: Exserohilum turcica Et28A
Lineage: Eukaryota; Fungi; Ascomycota; Dothideomycetes; Pleosporales; Pleosporaceae
Exons: 1
Coding region: 1-2592 (863 amino acids)
Source: RefSeq, a predicted model, not a curated record
AUGCUCCCACUGUUACUGGAUGCCACUGAAGAAUCACACGAGCCCACCCCGUUCCGUCCCCAGCUCUCCCGCAAUGCCAGGAAGACUCUACGCCCGAGCCGGCCUGACACGAUUCUGUCUUCUAUAGAUGGUCCAGCCAAAGACCUCUAUGUGAACGAAUUUUCUAGCAGGAUGACUUCGUCACACACUACACGCCACCGCCCGGCCCAUCAGAAAGGCCCACAGGCCCUUGCGGCUACCAGCACACCUUUGCAGCUUCCCGAAACCCCCUCACUUCACUCUAUUCUUGCACGGCAUGUGAAGCAUUGCACAGCUUUGCCACCACCUGAGUCAGAGUUUCAAUUUAGCCCUGCCGAGCUGCAUGUGCUGCGAUCCAAAGGAUACAGGCCAGAAAGCGUAGAGCAGUGGGCGUCAUGCCUCGUAGAGCCAAAGUGCAACAUAGCGGCCAGGAUCUUCGAUCAAGAUGCUGAGGUGCCACCUCUCUUUGUUCUUCUGAUUUUUCUACGUCGCAGACACAUUAGAGUAUGCGCUCUAGGUAUCAUUAUGAGACACCUUGACCGACGUGUUCAAACAGACCAUCUCGAAUGGGCAUCGCUCAAGAUGAUUGUAGUCCGUUUACUCCGCCAUGCGCGUGAGCUCUGGCCCGAGUCCAUGCCAUGGAUUACGUCCUUUCUGACCACACAGUCCAGCCGCUUUCUCGAUAAUGCAAAGCGGUCAAGCCCGCCUUCACACCAGACACUGUCUGACAUGACGCGCUUCUUCAAUUCUUACCUGUUGCUGUUAUGCCUGCCUACAAGCUUCCGGCCUUUGAUCUCCGCCACUUACCAGGAGAGGGCACAAUUUCAGAUACUUCAAUACAUGGCUGCGGCAUCACCGCCUAUAGCCGUGACACGCCUCGGUUUCCGCUCAGUAGCUCGCAAUCAGCUGGCUCGCGCCAAGACGCCCCGGGAAAGAGAAUGGGCCGAGCUCAAAGGUCCUUCAUGGCCACCGUGGAAAGAAAAUCGUACGGCAAUGGAUGAAGACAAGGGCUAUGAGUUUGGUGCUUCGCGAGCUUCUCAGCUCUUGCAUCGCAUGUAUGAAGCUGGAUACAGCCAUCGCAUGUUUGAUAAAAUGGCACAAAUUUACGCUGGUUGGGAUACAGACACCAGCCCGACAAUACAAACUCGCACCACGUUACCGCGUCUCUCUUCGCAGUUUAGCGACCGUAGUCUUAUCCGCCCGCUGCUCUGGGCUGCACGUAUACGGACCACGCGCACGCAAAGAGAGGCAUGGGCGUGCUUUCUGUCGCAUGAGCUUUCUGGAGAAGCCUCUCAUUCGGAGAUUUAUCUCGCCAUGUUCGAAAAGCUGCACUAUCACUCUGUCGAGAGAGUACCCAUUCAAGAGCUUUCGCCUGGUAUAGACCGAGCUCCUGAUGAAGAUAGCACGCAUCUGUUACCUGGAGACAUGAAAGAGGUCCUGCCGGAUCCGUUGUCUUCUUUGCAUUAUGUCUAUCUGAGUGAGCCUGUCCCUGCACACAGAGAGCUACUUGAACGAAUGCGUAAAACCCAUGUCAAGCCUUCGAGCCGGCUGCUUGCUUUUCUCCUGGAAACGUACCCAGACUUCCAAACAUGUCUGGAUCUAUUGCACAUGAAUAGACAAGGGUUUGACGGUGGUAUAGGCCGCAUACUGUAUGGAACCCACGACAACGACGCUUCGGUCCAAUCCAUUGACGGCUAUCUCCUCACGGCCAUUGUCCGCUUAUUGUGUCGCUACGGGCGAUUUGAUCGGCCACCCCCGUGGCAUGUCGCUGAUUUCAGCCCUGAAGAGCAUGUGCAUCAACUCAAAACCAACCGGCAUUAUCUUGUGGAAUAUGCAUAUACGCUUCUUAUACGCUAUCGCCCAAAAUACCGGCCGGCUUGGGCCGUCUUUAUGGAGAAGCUACUGCAUCAAAGAAAAAUCCCAGAGACUGGUCACGCAGAACGCUACAAAUUCAUCUGUGACUUGUUCGAGCAUAUAGAGCAGAUUGACCUUGAUAUCGACGACGAAAUGUUCCGCUCUGCAUGCAAGGCGACAAUCUAUGCUGCGCAGAGUGUUGACCAGGGCGCUGCUUCUUUCCAAGACAUGCGUUUGUUGUUCGCCACAGGCUCGUCGCGCCUUCGGACACUGUUCAACAAUCUAGUUGGGGCCAAUGCCGACAUGCAUUCGCGUCCAGAGCAAGUUGCGGGCACUGUUGUUCCGCCACAUGUUCCUGGGCCUGCAGAACUGCAUGCCUAUGUGCGAGCACUAGGCACCCUGCGCGACUAUGAAGGCCUCUACUCGUUCACGACCUGGCUAACCAAGCACCGCUCUGAGGUCAAUGUGCGUGCGCAAGCACAGCGUGGCGGCAGUGACAUUUUAUUCAGAAUGCUCGUGGCGUUGAGGUUGACUGUCAGUGGCGGGGGAACAGAAAUGGGAAGUCAACAUGCAUCCAAUGCACCAGAAGACAUUGCUCUUCUUAUCAAGGAGCAGAUUGAUGGUGUAGAAGAAUGGGGCGGAUGGCCAACGCAGGAGCACGUUGAGAUGUAUAUUAAACUGCAACUCAAGACGAAGAGUCCGUCUGCAGGAGGACGUUGA